AUGUGGUCCUCCCUGGGCUGGCUCGGCCUUGCCAUCCUGUUCGCCCAUGCGCAAGCUCUAUACUUCUACAUCGACGGCCCCACGCAAAAGUGUUUCUUCGAGGAGCUGCCCAAGGACACGUUAGUAGUUGGCCACUUCAAAGCGACGCAAUGGAGCGAGCAAUCGCGAUCAUACCAGCCCAACCCUGAAAUGGGAAUCUUCAUAACCGUCGACGAAGUCUUCGACAACGACCACCGCGUCGUCUCCCAGCGCGGCCAAGCCUCCGGCAAGUUCACCUUCUCCGCCGCCGACUCCGGCGAGCACCGCCUCUGCUUCACGCCCACCAACGUGCCCGCGACCUCCGGCUUCCUCUUCAGCGGCUCGCAAGUCGGCGGCAUCAAAUUCGAGCUGGACAUGGCCAUUGGCGAGACGUCUCAGAUCGAGAGCUCCGACAAGGAUAAGAUCGGCGAGGUCGUGCAGAAGGUGAGGGAUUUGAAUGCGCGGUUGCAGGAUGUCAGGAGGGAGCAGGUGUUCCAACGGGAAAGAGAAGCGGAGUUCAGAGAUCAGAGUGAGGCGGUCAAUGCGAGGGUCGCGAGAUGGGCGUUGUUGCAAUGUCUCGUUCUGGGUUUGACUUGCGCCUGGCAGUUGACAUACCUGAGGGCGUUCUUCAUCAAGCAGAAGCUCACAUAA
Messenger RNA from Zasmidium cellare ATCC 36951, 669 nucleotides. RefSeq lists its product as uncharacterized. Gene Ontology annotation, biological process: intracellular protein transport; endoplasmic reticulum to Golgi vesicle-mediated transport; Golgi organization. The coding region runs from base 1 to 669 and encodes 222 amino acids. NCBI's taxonomy places the organism in Eukaryota, Fungi, Ascomycota, Dothideomycetes, Mycosphaerellales, Mycosphaerellaceae. The transcript has 3 exons. Gene Ontology annotation, cellular component: endoplasmic reticulum; Golgi apparatus; COPII-coated ER to Golgi transport vesicle. The record is from RefSeq and is a predicted model, not a curated record.